Molecule: messenger RNA, 834 nt
Organism: Ananas comosus (pineapple)
Lineage: Eukaryota; Viridiplantae; Streptophyta; Magnoliopsida; Poales; Bromeliaceae
Product: formin-like protein 3
Exons: 2
Coding region: 1-681 (226 amino acids)
Source: RefSeq, a predicted model, not a curated record
AUGGAUGUCACAAAGCGUUUGUAUGUAGAUUUUGAACCAACUUCUGAAAUUGUUCAAGGAAAAGAAGAAGACACUGUCCUUAUACAUUUGCCAGGCAACCUGCGAGCAACGCGGCCGAGCGGACCACUGAGAACGGCAGGCGGAUGGAGCCGCUUCACGGCGGACUUCCGCCUCCCGCCGGACUGCGACGUGAACAAUAUCCGGGCCGAGUUCGAGAACGACACCUUGUACGUCAUACUCCCGAAAAGAAUCCCUCCUGCAGCCCAAAAGCCCAGCGCUCCGCUACUGCCGCUGCCGCCACGGCCGCCGCCGCCCCUGCAGCAGCAGCAGCCGCCGCCACUCGAACGUAAGAAACCUGCAGCACCCCCGCCGCCACCGCAGCAGCCGCAGCCGCAGAUCGAACGUAAGAAAUCUGCAGCACCGCCGCCGCCGCCGCCGCCUCCGCAGCAGCAGCCGCAGCUCGAACGUAAGAAAUCUGCAGCACCCCCGCCGACGCCGGAGCCCCCGCGCGAGAAGCAAGAGAAGGAAGAAGAGAAGGGAGGGGAGGGGGGAGUAACGAAGGGGUUGGAGAGGCCGAGGAGGAGGACGCUGUUGUUGAACGUGGCCGUGGCCGUGGCCGUGUUGGUUGGGAUGGGGAUCUACGUGAUUUUUAAAGCACUGAGAAAGCCCGGUUCUGAUUAAUGAACGGAGCAAAUAAUUAAGAACUAACAAAGGGUUUGAUGUAUAUAUAAUCAGAAUUAUUAUUAUUGUGUGGUUUAUCGAUCGAUUGUAUAUUUGCGGAUACGUGCGAAAUAAAAUGUGGAGGUGAUGCUCUGCUCUGGUUUUUAAUUUUAA